AUGUCAUCUUCCAAUUGCCCAACAAACUCCGCCCUCGCCCUCUCCCUCCUCACCUCCCUGGGCGGCGCAAUCGGCUACGCCCGGACCGGCUCAAUCCCCUCAAUCGCAGCCGGCUUCUCCGUCGGCGCAAUCUACCUCUUCUCCUUCCUCCGCCUGCGCGCCGGCCAAUCCUACGGCGAAGAACUGGGUCUGCUGGCCUCCGCCGUACUCGGCGGUAGCUCUAUCCCGCGCGCGAUCAAGACCGGUGGUAAGGCGGUUCCUACUGGCCUUUCGGUGCUGGCUACUUAUGGUGCUGUUGUUUUUGCGCUUGCAUACAAGGAAAAGAGGGUUUAA
Penicillium argentinense is the source of this 333-nucleotide messenger RNA. Its product is annotated as TMEM14 family protein. The coding region runs from base 1 to 333 and encodes 110 amino acids. The record is from RefSeq and is a predicted model, not a curated record. NCBI's taxonomy places the organism in Eukaryota, Fungi, Ascomycota, Eurotiomycetes, Eurotiales, Aspergillaceae. Gene Ontology annotation, cellular component: membrane. The transcript is spliced from 2 exons.